AGUACAAAUUACCCGCAGCCGGGAACCUUCGAAUCCAUGAUGUCUCAGAAUCAGGGCUAUAUUCUCGGGGGCCGUAUUCCUUCGAUUGUGAAACUAAAUGUCGGAGGUAUUCACUUUACAACAAGCCUGCAAACGCUAGCAAGAGAUCCCAACUCGAUGCUUGCAACCAUGUUUUCAGGCAGGCAUGAGGUAGAGACUACUGAAGACGGUUCCGUCUUUAUCGACCGAGAUGGAACUUACUUCCGCUUUAUAUUAAAUUAUCUUCGUAACGGAGAACUAAUCUUGCCAGAGGGUGCUACAUUUCUCGAGGAACUUGAAGUAGAAGCCAUGUUUUACCAAGUGCAAGGGUUACUGGAUGAGUUGAAGGUUGUAAGAGCAUUGAAAGUGUUUCAGAAAUCCGUGAUUUUGACAGACCGCAGAGAUUUUCGAAAUGUAUUGAUACGCUGGAUACCUAUGGAGUUUACACUUGCAGGCGAAUGGUGUUUGCUGUUCCGAGCUUCUAGAGAUGGUUUCACUCCUUCAGCGUUUCAUUCGAGAUGCGACAACCAAGGACCUACAGUCACUGUUGUGAAGAGUGAUGGAAACAUUUUUGGAGGCUUCACUGAGAGCGCUUGGGCAGGUAAGACUGAUAAUACUGCUUUUGAUCGUAUAUUCAGUAUAUUAGAGCUGAUUUGCAGCAUACAGAUUUAUACGUUUUAAUGGUUUCGUAUUCCACGACUGCCCAUAAGUCAAAGAUAUAUUUUUUAUUAACAGCACCGACCGAGUCCAUGUACACCGGAUGGCAUUCUGUGAAACGAAGUUAGGUUAUUCUUUCAUGUUACGCUUACGCCAAAUAGAUAUAUCCUUCAUGUAAUAGUAAUAGAUUGUUUAUCUCCCUGUAUACCCUGUAUACCCUGUAUAGCCAUGUACACCCUGUAUACCCAUGUAUACCUUGUAUACCUUGUACACCCUGUAUACCCAUGCAUACCCUGUAUACCCUGUAUACCUUGUAUACCCUGUAUACCCUGUAUACCCAUGUAUACCCUCUAUACUCAUGUAUACCUUGUAUACCCUGUAUACCCAUGUACUCCUUGUAUACCUUGUAUACUCAUGUAUACCCUGUAUACCCUGUAUACUAAUGUAUACCCUGUAUACCCUGUAUACUCAUGUAUACCUUGUAUACCCUGUAUACCUUGUAUACCCAUGUACUCCCAGUAUACCCUGUAUACCCAUGUAUACCCUGUAUACCCAUGUACUCCCAGUAUACCCUGUAUACCCAUGUAUACCCUGUAUACCCAUGUAUACCCUGUAUACCUUGUAUACCUUGUAUACCUUGUAUACCCUGUAUACCCUGUAUACUCAUGUAUACCCUGUAUACCCUGUAUACUCAUGUAUACCCUGUAUACCCUGUAUACUCAUGUAUACCUUGUAUACCCUGUAUAGCUAGUAUACCCAUGUACUCCCAGUAUACCCUGUAUACCCAUGUAUACCCUGUAUACUCAUGUAUACCCUGUAUACUCAUGUAUACCUUGUAUACCCUGUAUACCCUGUAUACCCUGUAUACCCAUGUGCUCCCAGUAUACCCUGUACACCCAUGUAUACCCUGUAUACCCUGUAUACUCAUGUAUACCCUGUAUACUGAUGUAUACCCUGUAUACCCUGUAUACUCAUGUAUACCCUGUAUACCCUGUAUACUCAUGUAUACCUUGUAUACCCUGUAUACCUUGUAUACCCAUGUACUCCCAGUAUACCCUGUAUAUCCAUGUAUACCCUGUAUACCCAUGUAUACCCUGUAUACUCAUGUAUACCCUGUAUACCCUGUAUACUCAUGUAUACCCUGUAUACCCUGUAUACCAAUGUAUACCCGGUAUACCCUGUAUACCCUGUAUACCAAUGUAUACCCUGUAUACCCUGUAUAUCGAUGUAUACCCUGUAUACCCGUGUAUACCCUGCGUUCCAUGUAUACUUAUGUACUCCCUGUAUACCCAUGUUUACACUGUAUACCCUGUGUGCCCGGUAUACCCUGUCUACCCUCAAGUAAAAAAAUCAUGUUUGAUAUACAAAAUAAAUCUUUUAUGUAAACAAUUUAAUAUUGAAAACAAAUCAGUUAAUUUUAUAAAAACCCUUCUGCUUUCCUAUAGUUUUUCAGUACAUUUUAAAAACCACCAAGUCAAUCGGAUAAGUGCAAACAAAAAAACUAAACUUCUUCUCCACCUAUACAAACGAAAAAAAGUACUCUGAAUUCAUUUAGAAAAUCAGGAAUCCUGAACAUAAACGCAUCGCCUUCAAAUUUAAGAUAGGAAAUCACAAAUCUGAAAGAUUUGCAAUCCGCAAAACUCCCGAAGACCUUAGAAUUUGUGAUCACUGCAGUCUAAAUUGUUGAAAAAUAAAUGCACCUAUUAUUUCAUUGUUCCUUAAAUGAUGAUUUGACAAAGUCUCUUUUCACUAAAAUGAAUGACGAAAUACGUUAUUUAGAAAUUAAAAUACUAAUGAUAAAACUGUUUUCUUUUUAAUAUUAAUACUGAUUCGUACAUCUGCAAGCUUACUGCUACCUUCGUCUUUCUAGCAUUUGAGAGACGAAAGAAGCAUAAUGAUAAUAAUAAUCAUAAAAUUAUCCCAUUCUAUUAUAUCUGUAACUCCUUUGCGCGCAAUGUUCGUCUUCUUAUUAUUGUAUUUCAGUGUACCAGUAACACCAUGUUAAAAAAUAGUAAUACUAAAUAAACUUGUUGUUGUUGUUGUUGUAUUCUUUGUAUUUCCUUUAUCUUUCCAUUUUCAAGUGCAAUAUCCUAUAAAUGCGAUAUCCCAGCGACGUCAGUCAUUAAAUCGACAGAUGAUGACAAUAGAGGGUCAUUUGAUAAGGUAGAAUUCGUAGCCCUUUAAUUAUUACUAUUAUAUCAUUUUAUUUAAUUCUACUCAUGUUUCUAGAAAAUUUAUUUUAAUGAGGGAAAUGAUCGCCAGGGUGAAAUUGGAAAUUGUCGAACAAUAUUCUGGGAUUUAAUUUUAGGGAUAUUUAUCCAUUUGUCGUUUAUUGUUGUUUUGGUUCAGUAGUAUUUUAAAUGAAUAAGAUCAAACAACAUCGAUCUAAUAGUUAGCGUUUCAUCAUCGAUUUGUAUAUAUUUACGUUUUACUAACAUUUCAAGGUACUCCAUAAUGUUUUAUCCUCAACGAACUAUUUCAUUAAGGAGGCUGACGACCACCACACCUUUUAGCCUAAAACUGAAUGACGAAUAGUUUCAAAACCCUCGUUAAGAGCUUGCUGCGUUAGCAAGUUUUUAAGACUAAAAGGCUCUUCAUAUUCAAUUCUACUUUCUAAGCCAAACUUUCCUUAUUUCCUCAAACUUCAGUAAACUAGAAUUUCAAACUGUAGUUUGGCAUAAAUUUUCAACCUAGCGAGGUUGCAUCUUGUUCGGAAUCUUGUAUUGUAUUCAACUCUUCAGGACUUUUCAAUUUCUCAAAUUUUUGCAAGAACAAAGAAACCGUACUUAAUUCCACAUUCUUUUAUUUUUUGGGUUCGGUGCAGCUGCAAAACGCCUACUUUUCGCCUACACGAUGGUAUUUGUCUGUGGGAACAUUCUCUAUAUCGUCUGCAAUAAAUAGAGCUGCAGUGUUUUAGUCACUUGAAUUUCCACCCUUGAGCUGAACCGACUAUCAAGAAUACUGGAAGCUUAACUGACAACCGUACGUCCUACUUUGGACCCACUUUAACGAUCUGUCCCGUAGAAAAAUUGUCUAGAUAUUUAAACAGAUUCCUCCAAUCCUGAGUAUCAGAUGAAAUAUGUGGACAGCAGUGAAGAGUGAUAUGUUAGCUCGGAGGUUAACCUCGGUUUAUCUGUCAACUUGUGUUCUUCCCAGGGGAAUUCUUAUUGAUUUUUCAUAGCAGUAACAGUUGUAUUAGUUGGGAACAAAAACCCAGAAAGGUACAGAAAAGAGUGAUAACACAAUUCACCCAGAAAUAGGCAUAUUGCUCGUCAAACUACCCCAUUCCAUACACUCUAGGCCACGUAAGAGAGGCUAUAUGUAACCCGCAAAGGAUACGCGAGGACAAACUGGUCAGUGUGUACGUACUCUUAUCAUAGUUAGUAGAGGAGACUGAUUAGGAAACCCGGCAAACAUCAAAGUUGAAAACAAUGGUGCUGUGGGUCAUGUUGGAAGCACCCUGACCGUGCACAAUCCUUUGUUUUCUUUUCACAAAUUAUCAAUGAAGAAAUUCAUGCAAUGUUUCUAUUGGUCAAAAACUUCCAAAUGAUAGGAAUGCUAUUGAACGUUGUGCACGGUCAGGUCCAAAAAAGCCAACAAAAACCUAUAACAAAGGGUUUCCCAACCAUUCCACUUUAAUUAACUACGCUCUUAUAGAGGAACAAAAGAAGAAAUUAAGUGAGUUAUUUAACGAUAUCGAUGGUUUACAUUUUUAUUAUUUUGUUACAAUUUAAAUACAUUUGCGAAUCAUUGUAUCCCGAAAUGAAUUAUGAUAUAACAAAAUGUCGGAGUGGAAUGUCGAAUUAAUGCAAUACAAAAUUAUGUCUACUCAGUGGAGGCAACAUAGACUAUCCUACAUUAAAAACCCUGAUUAAUAUAACGCGAACUUUUAUAAGUUAUUUAAAGGAGCUACGUCAUGGUUUGUGCGUAUUGAAAAACUUAUCCCAAUUUUUUUCAAGUUCGUCAUUUGCAACCCACGUCAAUCUUCUCCAUCCUUGACCAUCCUCGUAUCUUUCUGGCUUAUUUUUUCCUCCUUAGUGUUUGUCAGCCUAUCAAACUGGAAUUUUACGGUUUCCUUCUAUUUAAAAGGUAAUUUUCUAUGUAACAAAAACUACUUGUAAUGUUGUGACGUAACUCGUUUAACUAACAUCACAUUUCGGUAUUUUCCACAAGGUUUAAUGUGACAAUUAAAAAAUGCGUUUCCUAGCUACUACAGAAUUCCGUUUCUAUCAUUGUUUUCUUUGGAAAAGGAUCUUAAUAUCGUUAGGUCACAUUCAUGUCCAUAACCGCUUGAUAACAUUUUUAAGGAAGGAAAUGGCCUCUAGUUACACCAAUUACAGCAAUAGAACAUUGAAGCUUACAAAUGUCGCGGAGGACUUCGGUGUCCGGAAGCCAGAAAUAAUUUUACUUUAAGUAUCAAAUAUGCAGAUAGAGAAAUGUUUUCUGUAUGUAUGUCUAUAUUCAAGAAAAUAAGAAAUUCUUCGUAAUAACAGCUGGAUUUGUGUUGUAUUUAGUCCCAGAGUAUGUAUGUCUAUAUUCAAGAAAAUAAGAAAUUCUUCGUAAUAACAGCUGGAUUUGUGUUGUAUUUAGUCCCAGAGUUCUGCAAGGUGCAAUGGCGUCAUAGUCAUCCUGAUGAAUGGCGUUGGCUUCCCUUCCGCACCUCAGAUGAAAUGUCCAAUCACUGAAAAGAUAACAAAAAUGGCCAUUUCCUCAGAAACAUCUCUAAUUGUAUACUUGAGCGUAUUACUAUGUUUGGUUGCAGAGAAACCAAUAUUGAAAUAGUCUAUUUUUUGUGACUGUUUACUUAUCAAAAUGCAAAUUGAUUCUGUUUAACUUCCUCUACUUCUACUUUACGAAAUGUUAUGUCUGCGUACUGGCCACUGUUCAUGACAUCUCAUCCAUUUAUAUGGUCAUAAAUGUUUUUCUUCUGAAAAAGAUCCAUCUUUUCGUAAGCAGUAAUACGAUUCCAAACUUAGAUCGUAAUUCUAUCUCAGCAAAUUACCUUAGAGGUGUUCUUCCUUGAUCGUUUGGCAGGCAGAUUCUGUUCUUUUUCAGUAAGCGAGUCCUUUAGGCUAUCCAGUAUAUUUCCUGUAUUAACGAGACGAUACAAUCUGGGUUAGAUAUACCCCUACAUGGAAAACUUAACCAAGUUACGAUGAAAAAACAUUAAUUUUAAAAUCAAGCAAUGUAAGACACGCGGGACUAGUGCCAAGCACUUUCGCACUUAAACAGUUUUGGCCUGCAGACAAUCGUAUUUUUUUUAACUAAAGUGUCACCAUUCACUAUUAUGCACUAUUUUUUAUUCAAUUAGCUUUUAUACCUCUCCUUGUUUUUUUUUUAGAGCCAGAUGGUUUGUUUUGUUUGUCCAUGGUUUCUGCUUCUACAGGAAAAAAGGAAAAAAAAGAACGAAGGAAGGGUGAAGAAAUUUAAAUUAAAGUAAAAAACACGGUGAUUAAAAUAUCGUGGAAGCAAAUAACAUAAAUGUCACCGUAAUAAUUGAGGGACUGGAACCUACAAAUGAAGCUUUUCGUAGUAUUAUGUAAAUUAAUAGUGUCAUAACUCUAUUCUCACCUUUUACUGCAUUUACUAACAAGAUAUCAUCAAGCUCCUAAAACAGACAGAAAUUUAUACUCCUGUUAAAAUCCAAUAUGGUUCACCUUUGGGUACGCCUAUGGCAGAAAAACUGGACCUAACACCACUUUUCUUUUAAAACGAACAAACAAACAAAAAACAUUUACCAUUUCCUCUCCUUUGUUUUCCUCUACGACAAUUGGAUCAAAGGAAUUCGAACCUAACAAAAAAAAAUCAACUGAGCGCCGUUUUUGAUCAAUCAUAAUUACAGCAUUCCUAUGGGGACAACAAAAUUUCUAUUCUUACGUUUACCUUUGAAAAGCAUUAUGUAUACACUCAUUACUGUUAUUAAACAUAACUAUUAUGUAUUUCAAUAUUAAUUCUAUACCCGUUUCAAUGUUGUCUUCUGGUGCUUGGUUGAUAGUAACAGCGGGUGUAUCAUCUGAAGUAGAAACAAUAUUUCAUAUACUGUUAUAUACUGUUUUUAAACAUAACUACUACGUAUUUCAAUAUUAAUUCUAUACCCGUUUCAAUGUUGUCUCCUGGUUCUUCGCUGAUAGUAAUAGCGGUUGUAUCAUCUGAAGUAGAAAGAAUAGAACAAUUGAAAGCGCGAAAUGGCUCAUCCCCAGUCACUGAUAUCCCAUUAACGUACAAACGUAAACGUGAUUAAUAUGAUGGUGUAAACCUGAAAGUCUACAUUAUGACCUCUUAAACAACGUUUUAGCUAAUAAUUUGUUUCUAAAGUUUUAUGGACGGUCAUUCCAAACGUGGCUUUUAGAAAUAUAAUCUAAAUCAGAAAAAUGCUAUUGUUUGAUUUCUCCUCCCAAACUCAUCACCACAUUGUCAAAAGCUAAAAAUUUUAAGAAAAAUGGUCACGUGACACACAACGUGACGUAAUUUAAGAUAAACAGUUCUUCAAAAUGUUAAGGAGGAUGACACCUUUCUGUGUACCAGAUAUCGAUUCACUACCAUCUUCCUUGCCAAAGUUAUAGCCAAUAAAGCAUUUUUCCACAGUAAGCUUAUACCCAGGCCUUAAACUAGUUGAGUUUCAUGAAGAGACCAGUGCAAUGCAACUUGAAAUAGGAAAAAUACACUCUUUGGAACUUAAUAUUUACAGGUGAACGCGACCUCUUAAUACAGACCUGUUGAAUGCAGGUGUCACACACAUCUCUGGCGCUGUGCAUGGCAGGUUUAUUCAGACAGAUUUACAGUCAUGUCCACUCGCCCAGUUUUUUUGUUUUGAUCACUUCAAAAUACGAGGACAUAACACAUUCAUGGUAAUUUAUAAACGUGUUUCCGCGCAUGUACCGGAUGCGCUUCAGUGAAGUGUUUUCACUCAAUGACUGAUUAGUUAUGUCAAUAGUUUCGAUCUUCCUUUAAUUUAAUUAAUUGCGUGAUUAUUAUUAAUUUACCUUCGCAUUCAUCUGAAACUUUCAUGCCUUGAGCAAUUCGCUUCAGAGAAGCUGGCAAGAGAUGUUCGGGUAGUCCCAAUGCCCUAAGAAACUGGGUCCUACCAACGACGUCUACACCUUUCAUUAUCUGCAAAAAUUUGUAUUGAAGAUUAGACAUCGAGCUGGGAUUGGCAUACGUAAUCGUUCGCCAUGAAAACGGAACUAAUCAGUCUAACGUACAGUGAAAACCGUGCUGUUCUACUUAACUUCCUGUGACCAAUUCUUACCCCGCAUGCACAGGUUGUAUGGUUACAAGAGAGAUAUUCUCUCUUGAUGGUUAUCAAUAAACAUGUUACCUUAAAAUGAUCUUCGUCGGAUUCUGGACUCAAAAACCUUUGACGGGUUUUGUAUGGCGUCAGCUGCACCUGGUUACCAAUGGCAGAUUCCAUUUGUUGAAUGCAUCUUUUGUCGUUAGGACUGCCCACAGCCGCAUUUAGAAAGUUGAGGGAAAGACAGAUACAAUCCACUCCUUGUAUUUUUAUUUUUCUGCAAACGUAUUACACCUACGAGAGAAAAAAAGUACAGUUUUGAUGACGAUGUUAGGGUUAACCCUAAUCAUUACGCUACAAAGGAAAUAAAUAACAUGUUUUACCAUUUUCUAUGGAAUGGUGAAGGUGACAAAAUCAAGAGAAAAGUUAUGAUCAAUGAACCUGAGUAUGGAGGUCUGAAGAUGCUUGACCUUUAUUCUUUCAACAAAUCUGUUAAAACAACAUGGGUUAAAAAGUACUUGGACACUACUAAAAACGGAAAAUGGAACGUUAUCUUUGAUCUAUAACUGGAGAACUACGGCCGCGAUCUCAUUUUCCGUGGUAAUCUCAACCGUUGAGACUCAACGUCUCUGACACUAUGAAAGAGAUUAGGGCAACGGACCCCGUAACCAAAGAAAAAUUGGAAUAUUGGAAAGAAAUUAACUUUGUGGAUAAAGUAAGUUCUGAUAUCGCUUUUCAAGAACAGGUUCUGUGGUUCAACUCUUUAGGAUAGAUAAUGAACAAUUUCUUUUUUAAAGAGUGGUUUGAAGUAAGUGUCUCCAAAGUUAAACACGUCCAGACGGGAAACGGUAAUUUUCUGACUCUCAAAGAUUUUGCCUCCAAACAUGAUUUAAGAGUACGCCCGCUCAGUUUUUACGGUUUACUAUCAGCUGUUCAACGCAUUCGCAAAAAUGUUACCGAUACUGCUGAGACAAAAGACUAUAACUUUGAAACACUGAGUGAAAACUGAAUUGUUAAAAGAGAAAAGCUAGGUCCAUUAAUUUACCAAAAACUGACCAGAGCCAAUAGUUUAACCGCACGUAAAAGCCAACUAAAAUGACUUCAAGACUGUAACUACUCAGACGAAGAAGGAACAUUUAACUGUGAACUUGCCUAUUUUAUGGCGCAAAGUACGGUGCGCAAAAAGCACCAAACUGAUAGAGUUCCAAUUUAUACUAUUACAUAGGAGCAUACCAACCAAUUAUUUCUGACUUAAAAUAAGACGAAAAGAAAAUGACAUAUAUGCCUUUUGCAACAAUUCCUCAGAGACGCUAAUUCAUCUUUUUUGGUCUUGCCAUGUUACAUCCUUUUUAGAAAAACGUAACCGAAUGACUUAAAAACGCUCUUCCGUUAAUUGGCAAAUACGACUUAUUGGACAUUACUGCACUGGGCUUGAGCCUCGUUCUACAUAAUACUCGUGUCAACUAAACUACUGUCUCCUGUUAUCACGGUUUCAUAUUUGGCAAGCCAAAAUGGAUGAAAUAUCACGUAAUUUGGCAAAUUUUCUACCCCUGAUUAAUUCAAGAUCUAUUAUCUAUUUGUAAUGUUUUGCGCGUACUAAUUAGUAAUUGCAUUUAAUAACUAGAUAUAACUGACUGAUAGUAUAAAAUGUAUACAGGGUAUACAUUUUGUACAUGACUAUACAGGGUAUACAGACAGUACCUGGGUAUACAGGGUAUCUAUGGGUAUACAUGGGUAUACAGGGUAUACAUGGAGUACAGGGUAUACACGGUAUACAUGGGUGUACAUGGGUAUACAGGGGUAUACAGUGUAUACAAGGUAUACAUGGGUAUACAGGGUAUACAUGAGUAUACAGGGUAUACAGGGUAUACAAGGAGUACAUGGGUAUACAGGGUAUACAAGGUAUACAAGGAGUACAUGGGUAUACAGGGUAUACAUGAGUAUACAGGGAGUACAUGGGUAUACAAGGUAUACAGGGUAUACAUGGGUAUACGAGUAUACAGGGUAUACAUGGGUAUACAGAGUAUACAAGGUAUACAGGGUAUACAGGGUAUACAUGGGUAUACAGGGUAUACAAGGUAUACAGGGUAUACAUGGGUAUACAGGGUAUACAAGGUAUACAGGGUAUACAUGGGUAUACAGGGUAUUCAUGAGUAUACAGGGUAUACUGGGAGUACAUGGGUAUACAUGGUAUACAUGAGUAUACAGGGUAUACAGGGUAUACGAGGUAUACAUGAGUAUACAGGGUAUAGUGGGAGCACAUGGGUAUACAGGGUAUACAUGAGUAUACAGGGUAUACAGGGUAUACAUGAGUAUACAGGGUAUACAGGGUAUACAUGAGUAUACAGGGUAUACAGGGUAUACAUGAGUAUACAGGGUAUACAGGGUAUACAUGAGUAUACAGGGUAUACAGGGUAUACAUGAGUAUACAGGGUAUACAGGGUAUACAUGAGUAUACAGGGUAUACAGGGUAUACAUGAGUAUACAGGGUAUACAGGGUAUACAUGAGUAUACAGGGUAUACAGGGUAUACAUGAGUAUACAGGGUAUACAGGGUAUACAUGAGUAUACAGGGUAUACAGGGUAUACAUGAGUAUACAGGGUAUACAGGGUAUACAUGAGUAUACAGGGUAUACAGGGUAUACAUGAGUAUACAGGGUAUACAGGGUAUACAUGAGUAUACAGGGUAUACAGGGUAUACAUGAGUAUACAGGGUAUACAGGGUAUACAUGAGUAUACAGGGUAUACAGGGUAUACAUGAGUAUACAGGGUAUACAGGGUAUACAUGAGUAUACAGGGUAUACAGGGUAUACAUGAGUAUACAGGGUAUACAGGGUAUACAUGAGUAUACAGGGUAUACAGGGUAUACAUGAGUAUACAGGGUAUACAGGGUAUACAUGAGUAUACAGGGUAUACAGGGUAUACAUGAGUAUACAGGGUAUACAGGGUAUACAUGAGUAUACAGGGUAUACAGGGUAUACAUGAGUAUACAGGGUAUACAGGGUAUACAUGAGUAUACAGGGAGUACAUGGGUAUACAAGGUAUACAGGGUAUACAUGGGUAUACGAGUAUACAGGGUAUACAUGGGUAUACAGAGUAUACAAGGUAUACAGGGUAUACAGGGUAUACAUGGGUAUACAGGGUAUACAAGGUAUACAGGGUAUACAUGGGUAUACAGGGUAUACAAGGUAUACAGGGUAUACAUGGGUAUACAGGGUAUUCAUGAGUAUACAGGGUAUACUGGGAGUACAUGGGUAUACAUGGUAUACAUGAGUAUACAGGGUAUACAGGGUAUACGAGGUAUACAUGAGUAUACAGGGUAUAGUGGGAGCACAUGGGUAUACAGGGUAUACAUGAGUAUACAGGGUAUACAGGGUAUACAUGAGUAUACAGGGUAUACAGGGUAUACAUGAGUAUACAGGGUAUACAGGGUAUACAUGAGUAUACAGGGUAUACAGGGUAUACAUGAGUAUACAGGGUAUACAGGGUAUACAUGAGUAUACAGGGUAUACAGGGUAUACAUGAGUAUACAGGGUAUACAGGGUAUACAUGAGUAUACAGGGUAUACAGGGUAUACAUGAGUAUACAGGGUAUACAGGGUAUACAUGAGUAUACAGGGUAUACAGGGUAUACAUGAGUAUACAGGGUAUACAGGGUAUACAUGAGUAUACAGGGUAUACAGGGUAUACAUGAGUAUACAGGGUAUACAGGGUAUACAUGAGUAUACAGGGUAUACAGGGUAUACAUGAGUAUACAGGGUAUACAGGGUAUACAUGAGUAUACAGGGUAUACAGGGUAUACAUGAGUAUACAGGGUAUACAGGGUAUACAUGAGUAUACAGGGUAUACAGGGUAUACAUGAGUAUACAGGGUAUACAGGGUAUACAUGAGUAUACAGGGUAUACAGGGUAUACAUGAGUAUACAGGGUAUACAGGGUAUACAUGAGUAUACAGGGUAUACAGGGUAUACAUGAGUAUACAGGGUAUACAGGGUAUACAUGAGUAUACAGGGUAUACAGGGUAUACAUGAGUAUACAGGGUAUACAGGGUAUACAUGAGUAUACAGGGUAUACAGGGUAUACAUGAGUAUACAGGGAGUACAUGGGUAUACAAGGUAUACAGGGUAUACAUGGGUAUACGAGUAUACAGGGUAUACAUGGGUAUACAGAGUAUACAAGGUAUACAGGGUAUACAGGGUAUACAUGGGUAUACAGGGUAUACAUGGGUAUACAGGGUAUACAUGGGUAUACAUGGGUAUACAGGGUAUACAAGGUAUACAGGGUAUACAGGGGUAUACAGAGUAUACAGGGGUAUACAGAGUAUACAGGGUAUACAGGGUAUACAUGAGAAUGGACAUUCUAUUACUGUUAUAUGAAACAGUAGGUUAUUUGGCGUAAGCGUAACAUGAAAGAAUAACCCGAAGUUACCUGCCAUGCUGCCGAGCAUUUCUGUUCAGCUUAGUCAACCCGAGUGGUCUGGGACCGACCAAAAUGCCGCUAAUUAAUGGGAGGGAACAGUUUGCUAUCAUUAGUUAUUAUGACUGUGGACCAGUGUUUGGUCAAGGGCAAGACCUAUGCGUAUUAAGACAAAAUGCACACAGGCGUGGAGGCAGCACUCUUGGCGGAACCUAUCAGUGCCCACCAGGACAACAGAAGGAGUUUUUUACUGGCAGCAGUGAUUUCACCAUCACAGAUGUCAAAGUGUUUGGACUUCAUAGGUGA
This is a messenger RNA of Porites evermanni, 12625 nucleotides long. The record is from the annotation of a GenBank genome assembly. Lineage: Eukaryota; Metazoa; Cnidaria; Anthozoa; Scleractinia; Poritidae.